UGCUGGAUUGAGGCUGUUUUGCGUCUUGGGGGUCCUGCAAUAUAGUUCGUAUGGCUGUUAACCCCUGCGAGGGGGGUGCCAGUGGGCAGGAAGUGGCACCGCACUGACUCGAACACUUGUGUCCUUUCUCUUGGCAUGUAUCCCUAAAGUGGAGGAGGUCGGUGACAGAACAGGUGAUAUGUGGCCGUCUGGAGCCAGCAGUAGAGUGCCCUGCUCCCGGGACUCCGCUGUCAGGAGGGCAGCCUUCGCUGGGAACCUGUCUGCUCUACCCCUUCACCUGGUACCCACCGGCAAGUGUGUACGUGUCUUCAUCAGCGCCAAUCCUGAAGAUACAGAAGCGGAGAGAAAUGCACUCAGAGAACAGGUGUAUCCCAAACUGAGAGAAUUCUGCAGAGAAAACUAUGGCAUGGAAUUCCAGGCCAUAGACUUAUACUGGGGGGUUCCGGAAGAAGAGUGGGACAGCCCUGAACUGCAGAGAACUCGAAUGAGAUUGUUGGAGGAAUGUUUGAAAUCAUCUGCUGGACCAUGCUUUGUUGGCCUGCUCGGAGAAAAAUAUGGAACCAUUCGAAUCCCAGGAGAAGUAGAAUCAUCUGAAUUUGAAAUGAUUCUGGAUGCGGCGAUUGAAGCCAAACUGGAAACGAGGACCCUGGAAGAGUGGUAUUGUAGAGAUGAAAAUGCUGUCCCCCCGGCGUAUUACCUCAAACUGAAAACAGAAAUGAUGAAGAAUCACAACAACCCUGUGAACUCUUCGAUAAGUUCUGCCUAUGAGAAGAAAUGGCGAGCAGUUGUAGAAGAGAUCAAAAACAUCUUCAAAACUGCAGUGAAACUGCUUCAUGAGAAUGGAAAGCUAAAAUCAAGCCAAACAAAGAGAUACUUAUCAUCUGCCUUAGAGGACGAGUUUGAUUUUGCUCUAGGAAAGCAAACAGCAGCAUUUUUAAAGAAGUGUGUUUGCUAUAUUCGGAAAAUCUCCAAUAUUGAAAAACACUUAAAAAUCCCAGAGAUGUCCAAAUAUACUGAUGUCAUUAAGGUUGACAAGAUGAUGCGAGACCAAGAAGCACUGGAGAAAAUUAUAAAACUCAGGGAUGAAUUUAUUCCGACUAUUGUGGCAUCAUCCAAUCUUCGAGUUUACACCUCUGUAACACAUUGUGAUAUGAAGCUCGGCUAUUCACAAGAAGUGGAGAAUCAUUAUGUAGAAGGGCUCUGCAAACAGUUCUAUGAAGAUAUGAUCGAUAUCGUCCAGGCGACAGUGCAGCAGAACCUUGAUACUGAGACUGAUUCUCUGUAUGAUGAAAUCCUACAGCACUUGUCCCUGUGCCGGACAUACUCUACCUUCUAUGAAUACAGAUGUGAAGCACUAAGCCUGGUUCAUAAAUACAUACAGCCUUCCAAAGCAGGACAUACCAAUCCUCUUAUUGUAUAUGGCGGACCCUGCACUGGAAAAACACUACUAUUAGCAGAAGUAGCAAAAAAGGCCUUUUCAUGGCUUCAAGAUGAAAUUGGAACAGAUUCGGAUCCAGUGGUUAUUGUAAGGUUCCUGGGAUCCACUGAAAUGAGCUGUCAAUUAAACUGUUUACUGCAAAGCCUUUGUGAACAACUAGCAGUAAAUUACCGGUGUUUACUGCAGAGCAUUCCAAAAAAGAUCCUGGACCUUCAGGAACUAUUUUUAAACUUGCUAAAUGAGUCAUCAUUUCAUAGACCCCUUCUUCUUGUGUUGGACAGUCUCGAACAACUUUCAGACAGUGAAGAAGCAAGAAAACUUUGGUGGCUGCCCAUUCACCUUCCUCGCACAGUUCGUAUAAUCAUAUCAACACUGCCAAACAAGCAUGGAAUGCUCCAAAAACUAAGGUGCCUUAUACACAACGAAGACAAUUAUGUAGAACUUAUUCCACGAGAUCGGAAAAUGUGCAGCCAAAUACUUAAACACCAGCUGCUGAGGAUUAAAAGGAAGGUAACAUCGGGUCAGCAAAUUUACGUCAAUGAAGCUUUCUCCAAAUGUACCUUGCCGAUGUUUGUCAACUUGACUUUCAGAGAGGUCCGAAACUGGAGAUCUCAUAAAGAUGUUGAUGACUCAACUCUUUGUGUGACCGUACAUGAGAACAUAGAACAGUUAUUCUGUUCACUGGAAAGCAAGUGUGGGCUACGGUUGGUGUCAAGAGCACUAGGGUACAUUACAAUGGCCAAAACAGGUCUCAGUGAGGUGGAGCUAGAUGACAUUUUAGCUCUUGAUAACAGUGUAAUUACUGAGUUAGUAGCCAGUGGAAAACCUUUGAAUCCACUAAGGGUACCCUAUAGAAUUAUUGCACAAAUUAGAGAGGAUCUUAAUGGAUAUUUAGUAGAGAGACAUGUAAGGAAUGUCACACUUUUGGUUUGGUCAAACAGACACCUUCAUCUUAUUGCCCAGAAAUUGUAUCUCAGUAAUGAUGAUGAUUUGCAAGAGAUGCAUGCCAAUGUGGCAGAGUACUUCUUAGGUGUAUGGUCGGGAGGAAGGAAAAAAGAUUUCUACACUGAGAAUCGAUAUUUUGAAAACAGUAUUCAAAAUGAACAUAGUAGCAUACACAAUGAUGGAAAACAUUAUCCUGAUGAAAAUGAAUUUGACAGACAGGCUCCAGAACAGCCCUGGGCAUUUCAGUGCAAUCCUCUACAGCCUGAUAUAUUUUUUGUGAAUCACAGGAAAAUGACAGAACUGUUGCAUCAUUUGACAAGAUGUGGUAUGACAGAUGAAAUGAUGUCUGGGAUUACAAUGAACUUUAGUUGGCUGUACACAAUGAUCAAAAUCGGUCAGUUUGAAAAGGCACUAGGUGACAUAGAAAUAGCAUACAACUAUUCACAAGAAAAAGAGCUGAAAUUUCUUGCCGGUACCCUUCAAAGCAUUAAAAACAAAAUUUUAAAAAAUCCAGGGUCCCUUUCAGCUGAGUUACAGCAGAUACUUCUUCCAGUUGUGAGUUCUUUGCCUAAAUUUCGAAACCUUCUUUUAGAAUGUGACAAAGAUGGACCUAAAUACUGUUCAAUUGUUCCACUCCAUUCUUCCAUGGAUGUUACUUACACCCCUGAAAGAAUUUCAUUAUCAGCUAGCUCACUGCACAUCACUGAGGUCCUUCCAACAUACAGUCCGAAUAUUAUAAUCUCUGCCCUUGAGAAUGGCACUAUCAGUACCUGGGAUGUUGAGUCAAGGCAACUCUUACGGCAAAUCACAACUACCCAGUUUGUAAUAAUGGGGAUGAAAAUUACCGUAGAUGAAAAAUAUCUUGUUGUGUCCACAACAAAGAAAACCCUCCUAAUUUAUGAUAACCUUAACUCUUGCCUUUUGUCUGAAGUUGAAAUUAAAGGUUCCAAAGGAGUUGCAGGGGGCCCAAACCUUAUAAAUGGGUUUACUCUAUCACAUACACAUGCACUGGCCUGGUUGGAAGCAAGCAAAGAUGUUAAUGUCAUAGAUUUACUUUACGGCUGGCCACUGUACAAUUUCCAUUGCUGGUAUGAGGUGACCUGUAUUCAGUGUUCUUCAGAUGGACUGUAUGCAUUUUGUGGACAAUACCUCAAUACAACCACAAUAUUUCAUUUAGGUACUGGAGAGAAACUGUCAACUGUUACAUCUGAAUUUUCUGGAGGGUUUGUGAAAUACAUUCUUGUUCUUGAUACAAACCAAGAAGCAGUCAUGAUUGACAAUGAAGGGAGCCUAUCUGUGUGGAACACGGAGGUAAUGACUAAUCCUCAAGUAACUGAAGAAUUUGAUUGUAGCAAGGGAGACAGUGAAGUCAUUUGCACUGAGUUAUCUGAAGACCAAAGUGCAAUUCUUAUCUGCAAAGCAUUAAGUAUUGAACUUUUGGAUACGCGCAUGUGGAAAGUGUCUGAAAAGUUUAGGGCAAAGCGCAAUGAGCGAUUUAUUUCAGCUGUCCUCUCCAGGAAUUCUGACUGUAUAAUUGCUUCCAUGGAAAAUACCUCAUCUAUAUUUGUAUGGAGAAGAGACACUGGGCAAUGCAUGGCAAGUUUACAAGAAAUCUCAGGGAACAUUGUCAAAUUAGUGAAAUCAAGCCAUCACAAUUUACUCCUGUCCUUGUCUGUUAGUGGUGUGCUUUCCAUUUGGGACAUCGAUAUUUUAACGGCAAUGUCCAAUAUUGACAAGACUGGGAGAGCUAUCCAAAUGGUUUUGUUGUCCAGCAGAGGAGAUUACAUCUACUCACUCGAUGGAUCUGAUUAUGUCCAUAAAUGGAAUUUUAAUACUGGUUAUAUUGAAUCUGUCUUUAAACAUGAAGGAAAUGUGGAAAAUUGCGUGCUCACAGCCACUGGUGAGUUGCUGGUCACCUCAGAUGACAAAUGUAACCAAUAUGUUUGGCAUACCAGCACUGGUGAAAAUCUUUUACGGAUUAGUGGUCAGCGAAUAUCUCAGUUGUUAAUAACACAUAAUGAUCAAUUUAUAGUAUCACUUUGCGAGCAAAAUGCAUCCAGGGUAUGGAGGCUUGCAACAGGCCAUAAAGUAUGUAAUAUCUUAGCUGCCUUUAAGAAUGCACUUAUAACUACUGCAAACACGUUUAUGAUCGGCAUGACCAAGAACAAGCUUCUGGCGGUAAGUUUAUGGACAGGAAGCAUAACAAAAAAGUACUGUUGUGAUGAUGGAUCAGCAAUUAUAAACUUCAGAUUGAUCCCAGACUGUCCAGAUUUUGUUGUGUUCAUGACAUCCACUGAAUCUGUGAACAUCUGGAGCCUGGCUGAGGAGGCCGUCUGCAGGAGGGUGCAGCUUCCAUGCAACUUUUUGAAAAAGCUCAAUGACUUUGAAAUCUCUCCAAAUGGGAAGCUUGGAAUAAUCACUCAUGGUGAUGAAAAGUUCAAUGUUCUAGAUUUGCACAGUGGAAAGCUCAGAGUGGUGCAUGCAUCUGGCAUUAUAUGGAAGCAGAGCUUGUCCUGCGAUGGGCGUUAUCUUGUCUACAUUUGCUACCGCAAUGGCGAAGAUGAUGAGGACAAUUCAGUUUCAAGUUUAAUAGUGAUGAGACUUGCAGAUGGAAAGAGCAUUGGUGCUUGUUCAUUAUAUAAAACUCCAACUUUCCUUGCUCUCUCACAACGGCAUCUCAAUAUUGUUGUAGGAUUUGAGGACGGGAGUAUUGGCACAUACACAGUAGUGGACAGAGUCGACGCCACAUUGAAAAUAAAAAUUGCAACUUCCAACAGUCGUCAGCUUUUCAAUAACAAAUCACAUAUUUUUAGGCCCAAGUGCAAUAAUUUCAUAUACAAAAUGGCACCUGACUGCUUAUGGAGAGAGUCCACAGAAGUAUUUGCCAGAGACAGCCCCAUCACGGUGUCAGAUUCUGGUGAAGGAACGGAGACAACACCAACCAAAAAACAUAAUUUUUGUUAUGAGAAAAUGUGCUCUGCCAUUGACUGUAGAGGUCAGAGCUUUGCGGCAAACAACUAAAAUCGCCAAAGCAUUGAUGCUUACAAAAAGUUUACACAUCAUUCUGAUCUUAAAGCUAUUACAUGUUUUGAAUAAAUGUCCAUGACAAUUCAAGCAUCACUGCUUA
Nanorana parkeri is the source of this 5510-nucleotide messenger RNA. It is a transcript of the gene NWD2, whose product is annotated as NACHT and WD repeat domain containing 2. NCBI's taxonomy places the organism in Eukaryota, Metazoa, Chordata, Amphibia, Anura, Dicroglossidae. The record is from RefSeq and is a predicted model, not a curated record. The coding region runs from base 179 to 5404 and encodes 1741 amino acids. Gene Ontology annotation, molecular function: protein binding. The transcript has 7 exons.